Molecule: messenger RNA, 2188 nt
Organism: Sphaerodactylus townsendi
Lineage: Eukaryota; Metazoa; Chordata; Lepidosauria; Squamata; Sphaerodactylidae
Gene: UBLCP1
Product: ubiquitin like domain containing CTD phosphatase 1
Exons: 11
Coding region: 277-1233 (318 amino acids)
Biological process (GO): protein dephosphorylation
Cellular component (GO): nucleus
Molecular function (GO): protein binding; protein serine/threonine phosphatase activity
Source: RefSeq, a predicted model, not a curated record
CGUCCAGGGCAAAGAGUGCCGUAAUGAACCUGUACCUCAUAGGCCCGCUGGCAGAGUGGUUAGGGCUAGGGCUCUGAGAAAGGUUUAUCCUCACAGCUGCAUUUUUAUGCAGAUUAAAUUGGGAGUUCCUUUAAUUCACUGGGUUUGCUUUGGUGUAAAGGUACAUAGGAUUGGUCUCUACAUGUUUAUAUUGCAGUCUUGAAGGCAGGAUUCAAAGAGAAAACUGUACUAUAUUAUGUACUUUAUGAGGGUUUGUUUUGCGCAUAUGUUACAAAGAUGGCUGUCUCUCUUAUUAUAAAAUGGGGUGGGCAAGAAUUCUUGAUAACAACCUUAUCGGAAGAAGACACAGUGUUAGAUCUCAAGCAGUCUCUCAAGGGACUUACUGGAGUGCUGCCAGAGCGUCAAAAGCUUCUUGGACUAAAAGUGAAAGGCAAGCCAGCGGAGAAUGAUGUUAAGCUUGGAACACUAAAACUGAAACCAAAUACUAAAAUUAUGAUGAUGGGGACACGUGAAGAAAGCUUGGAAGAUGUCCUUGGGCCACCCCCAGAUAAUGAAGAUGUGGUCAAUGAUUUUGACAUUGAAGAGGAAGUUGUUGAAGUGGAGAACAGGGAAGAGAAUCUACUAAAAAUCUCUCGCAGAGUUAAAGAGUACAAAGUGGAAAUACUGAAUCCUCCAAGGGAAGGGAAGAAAUUAUUGGUUCUGGAUGUUGACUACACCCUAUUUGACCAUAGGUCGUGUGCAGAAACUGGAGUUGAACUGAUGAGGCCAUACUUGCAUGAGUUCCUGACAUCUGCGUAUGAAGACUACGAUAUUGUUAUUUGGUCUGCUACUAAUAUGAAGUGGAUUGAAGCUAAAAUGAAGGAACUGGGAGUGAGCACCAAUGCAAACUACAAGAUAACCUUCAUGUUGGAUAGUGCUGCCAUGAUAACUGUGCAUACUCCAAGGCGAGGAUUAAUUGAUGUGAAACCUUUGGGUGUUAUAUGGGGCAAAUUUUCAGAGUUUUACAAUAAGAAAAAUACAAUCAUGUUUGAUGACAUCGGACGAAAUUUUCUGAUGAAUCCCCAAAAUGGACUUAAGAUAAAGCCCUUCAUGAAGGCGCAUUUAAACAGAGAUAAAGAUAAGGAGCUUGUAAAACUUACUCAAUACCUCAAGGAAAUAGCAAAAUUAGAUGACUUUUUAGAGCUGAACCACAAGCACUGGGAAAGGUACCUUUCAAAGAGGCAAGGCCAAUAGCUUUAAUUGUGAAGCAGAAUGUAGAGCUCUUUUGACCUUUCCUCCUGUGUAAGCUAGAAUAAAUAGUGCUGGACACUGACUUAGCCACCAGAGUGACUCUUUACACAUGGUCUUACUAUCGAUUUGCACUGUCUGAAGAAUACAGCAAACAGUGGAAAAGGAAAACAAUUGCUCUUCUUGUGUUUUUCUCUGGUGUUACCAUUUAAAAUAAUACAGUCCGUACUGCUACUAUAGUAUUCCCAAGAUUUAAAGCCACACUAUUCUGAAAUGUGUGUGUGUGUGUAUGUGGGGGAGGGGGAGUUCAGACCAAAAAAAAAAAACCCUCUGGAGAAACCCAAAAGUUUACUGUGGACCCAUUUUGCCAUUCUUGGAGAUAGAAAUUGCUUCCCUCCCCUGUUAUGGUAUUUAAGUCUAUGAACUGUAUUCUGUCUAAUUAUGUAUUAGUAUGUCAAAUGUUCCUUUGUGCAAGACAGAUUUAUGGGAGAAAGCCUCCCUAGAGGGCAAAAGCACCUUAGUGUGUAGAUCUUGAUGACAAAACUUGGAUCGUGUAUGACUGAGGAUAGGAAGAUUUUUUUAAAAAAGAAAAUAACAAUGCUUUGUUGAAAAGUAUUCCUUUUUUACAAAAAUACUUCUGGUUAGAGAAAGAUUUAAGCCUGAGGAGAGCAGAGUACUAAUUCCUUAAAGCAUGAACAUUAGUUGUUCUGUUCUUAAUUUUGUGAGGCUGCAGCCUUUUUGAAUGGCAGUGUUCAGCCACAGCUGUUCAGAAACGAUCACUUGAGCUGCUUCAGCCUGUCCCAUGGAAGUUUGAUGUGACUGUUGUCUCACAGGAUUUGACAGCCCCUCGUCAUGCCAUUCUUGUAUUUGAGAGCAGACGCCCCCUUUCAGAUAAAGACUGCAUAUAUUAUUCUUAAGGAACUAUAGCAGGUGUGCUAAUAAUAAAUGCCUUUUCUUAAAA